CCCCAUUAUGUCAGAACCCUGCUACUAGAGCCUGGAUGUGGCUCUGAGUUUCAGGGUCACUGACAUUGAUAAGACACCUGCGUCCCAGGACUCGGAGGAGAAACGGCUGAUGGACUUGGCGGGGAAUUUGCGCGGGGUUUUACUGAGCGGGAAGAGACUGUUCAAAUGAGGGGGAGGGUAUAUAAAGGAGGGUUGGCCGGAGCCUCCCAUUCUUGGCUUUUCUGAUGUUCAUGUUUCCUACAGUAAAAGUUCCUGGUGAUACCACAGAGAGUCUCGUGUGUUCAUUCAGGAGCGGCUGUGGUGAGCUGACACUAAGCCAAGAAUACGGACACCAUCCCGCUGUAGCGGUGAGGUGUAACAUGCAAGUGGAGGAUGAAGAGCUCUUGGGCGCCGGAGGAGGAAGGUCGGAAAGGGCCACUCCCGAGACGGACGCUGAGUUCCACCAGCUGGCGGCCCUGGCGUCAUCCACCGCUUAUGCCCAGCCAAAUGGGGUAACCCAGAGGCGCGGAGUGGUGCGGGGAGAUAGCACCGGAGGAGAGGAAGGUUCACCUUCCCCAGGCCCGCAAAAGAUGGUGUUUCUGGAGGAGAGGAUGUCGGCGAUGGAGACCACCCUGGCAGUGAUGUCGAGGGCGAUGGAGCGCCUGGCGGUUUUGGCGGAGCCGGAGCGAGGAAGGGAACUCCGGGCUAGCUCAAUGUGGGACGUGAGCAUGGGAAGCAGCCAGGGCUUUGCAGACCUCCCAGCACCGAAGGGAAGGGAAAUGCGAAAGGAGCCCGGUGCCCGGCCCAAGAUCCAAACGAGCCUGACGCGGGUGGAGGAGAGUGACGACGAAGGGGAAAAGCCUCCGAGAAUCCCGGCUACGCUCCCAACUGAGACCCUGGUGCCCCUGGCGAAUGCCGGGCGUGGCACAGGACAAAGGGAAGCAGCAGCGGGGCCCACUGGCCCGCAAGGGGGCUUGCGACGGGCGGAGAAUUGGGGAUUGCCACCACAGGGACCCCUACCGAGACGAGAGGAACUAAGGAUCGAGUUUGGGGGAGAGUCCUCUGAACUGGAUUUUUUCCUGACCACGGUGAGGGGCUAUAUGGAGGACAAUGCCCACACUUUUAGAACGGAAUCCAGCCGGGUACGGGCCAUUGGUGCAGUGUUGAAGAGGGGAGCGGCCAGCUGGUACGUUCAACUACACGCGCGGCGCGACCCAUGUCUGGGGUCACUCCGACGCUUUAUGGGGGCCCUGGAGACCCGUUUCCGAGAUCCACUGGAGCAGAUCCGGGCGAGGGAGGAGUUGAAGACCGUCUCCCAGGGGCAGAGGUCGGUAUCUGAGUAUGCGGAGGAGUUCCAAUGCCUCGCUGAAAAGGUGCCGGAAUGGUCUGCAGUGACAAAGAUAGAACUCUUCAAAGAGGGGCUCAGGCGGGAGAUCCUCUCCUGGGCGGUGCAUCGUGAUGAGCCUGACACACUGCGCGGAUGGAUUCAGCUGGCGGGGCGCAUCGAGACAUCGCUGGCCCAGGCGAGGAGGCACCGAGGAGGGCUACAGCAGCGGCCGCAGAUGAAAGAGGGGAGCCGGAAGGAGGGAUCAACCCCAGCCGGGAGGAGAACGGAGCCGACAGGGAACGUGAGCACCAGCAGGAGGGGCUGCUUCGUGUGCGGCCGUUUGGGCCACAGGGCUGCCGAGUGCUGGCAGAGAAAAGGGGAAGGCGGAGGCCCGCCCAAACCAAGAGCCGUGGCAGGGAAACGCGCCGAGGAAGAACCACCGAUGAGGCACCACUCGGGGGGGUUGGACGAAGGGGAGGAGGACGCCAUGUCAGAACCCUGCUACUAGAGCCUGGAUGUGGCUCUGAGUUUCAGGGUCACUGACAUUGAUAAGACACCUGCGUCCCAGGACUCGGAGGAGAAACGGCUGAUGGACUUGGCGGGGAAUUUGCGCGGGGUUUUACUGAGCGGGAAGAGACUGUUCAAAUGAGGGGGAGGGUAUAUAAAGGAGGGUUGGCCGGAGCCUCCCAUUCUUGGCUUUUCUGAUGUUCAUGUUUCCUACAGUAAAAGUUCCUGGUGAUACCA
Molecule: messenger RNA, 2050 nt
Organism: Anolis carolinensis (green anole)
Lineage: Eukaryota; Metazoa; Chordata; Lepidosauria; Squamata; Anolidae
Exons: 2
Coding region: 225-1814 (529 amino acids)
Molecular function (GO): zinc ion binding; nucleic acid binding
Source: RefSeq, a predicted model, not a curated record